AUGGCUAUGAACCACGGAUAUAGUCCUGGGGCAGUUGGUAUUCCUGGUGCCGGGUUUGGAGGGCUGGUGCCGCAGUUCAUAGGAUUCUCCUCCCUCUUUGCGGCGCUUUUCUCCCCGCGCCGGUCUGACGCUCUCAAGUUAGUUGCCACGGGCGCUUUAGUUGAGAGUGGACGUAGGCUCUGCCAGUGGCUCUGGGAGAGGUUGUCGUUUCGAUAUUGUGUUUCUGUGAGAUUCUUCAAGGGAGAUCCAACUUAUGAAUGGAUCACCAGCGCUAUGGCUUCACGCCAACUGUGGCGCAAGUCUUCGACUUUCAGGGCAAGAGCCAAGACGGCAAUGAAGAUGGUUGCGCACGCAAUCGCUGAUGGCCCAGUGCUCGACGGACACGCUGACCUUGUGCCUGUCUACGACGUUCCUUACCUCUUUUGCUGGAAAGGAUACGUGUGCGAGUUCACAAAGAGUAGGGACUCCAGCAUGAACGCACAUGCGAUGCUCAAUGCCGACCUGACUGGAGUACCGGAAUCAAGAUACAUCGACUUGAAGAUAUUCACUCGCGACAUCCAUACACUAUCACGGUUUGUGGAGGAGGCGCACGAUGCUUUCGUCCAAUCCCGCGAGCAGCGCGUCCUCAUACGGAGUGCGGAUGGUGGUGUGCGACAUCCUUACCAGCGGCAACUCUGGACCACUGUCAAGACGAAAGCACGGAGGCCACUUGAUUCGCUGAUAUUGGAACCGGGAGUUAUAGAUUCCAUUAUAGCCGACAUGCAAGAGUUCAUGAAGAUGGAGAAUUGGUAUGUCGACGCUGGCAUACCCCACCGUCGAGGAUAUCUGUUGUAUGGGCCACCCGGGACGGGAAAAACUUCGACGAUCCAUGCAAUUGCGGGCGAGCUUGACCUCGACAUCUAUACAAUAUCACUUGCAUCAAACAAUGUCGAUGACACUUACCUACAGCACCUCGUGUCACAAGUGCCCGCUCGAAGUAUGUUACUGAUCGAAGAUAUUGACUGCGCGUUCCCGUCGAGAGAUGAGGAUACCGAGGAAAGCCCAGCUACCACUACUCUACAGCCGGGGUUAGUGAUGACACCUCGCAUGCGUCGACAAAUGGGGAUGCAUGGGACAUCCGCGUCGCUGGUUACCCUGUCGGGGUUAUUGAACGUCAUCGAUGGUAUUGGCAGCGAAGACGGAAGGAUGUUCUUCGCCACGACGAACCACAUCGAUCGGCUCGAUGCAGCCUUCCUGCGACCAGGACGUGUGGACGUCAAAGUGGAAUACAAGAUGGCGAGCAUAGGACAGGCCCGGGCUCUCUUCUCGCGGUUCUUCCCUGUCUCACGUUUCGGACACCUGUUCGAAGCGAAGGAGGCAGAGAAGCCGCAAGACCCGGCGGCAUGCUUAGCUGCGUUCGCUGACCAGUUCGCGGAGACCCUGCCUGAGCAUGAGUUCUCCACGGCAGAAAUCCAGGGAUACUUGCUCGGUUACAAAUCCAACCCUGCAGCUGCGGUUGCGGGAGUGGGGAAGUGGGCGCAGGAAGUCAAGGAGGAGAGAGCUGCGAAGAAGCGGAAAGAGGAGGAGAAGGAAGAGAAGAGGAAACAAGCGAAGCUGCAGCCUCAUCGAGAGGCUGGACGGGUCAUGGCUAGUGAGAUGGGCAAAGUCUUCCAGCAGUCCCUUGGGCACGCAGGAGGCCCGCCGACGGGUGUUCCACUGAGCGCGCCUCAUGGUGGAGAACGGAGAGUACAUGGCGACCGGCCAAUCCAGGUCCAAGAAGAAAAAUCUGCCGAAGAACGCCUGGCAUCUGAGGUUCCCAAACUGAACGGGUCUGGUCCAGUCUCUGGUCCUGAUGUACCAACGCCGUCUGUGGAGACGGUACCGGUGGCACCGGCAGGCCCUACGUCGCAGGCCUCACAAUAG
This is a messenger RNA of Gloeophyllum trabeum ATCC 11539, 1902 nucleotides long. RefSeq names its product P-loop containing nucleoside triphosphate hydrolase protein. Gene Ontology annotation, biological process: protein insertion into mitochondrial inner membrane from matrix; mitochondrial respiratory chain complex III assembly. Gene Ontology annotation, molecular function: ATP hydrolysis activity; ATP binding. Gene Ontology annotation, cellular component: mitochondrial inner membrane. The coding region runs from base 1 to 1902 and encodes 633 amino acids. The record is from RefSeq and is a predicted model, not a curated record. Lineage: Eukaryota; Fungi; Basidiomycota; Agaricomycetes; Gloeophyllales; Gloeophyllaceae. The transcript is spliced from 9 exons.